AUGAGGAACCGAGGUGUACAUCGCUGCAUCAUCAGCGUAGGCAGUAGCAAUGCUGCGCACGUACGGCGCUGCGCCGUCAGCUGCUGCACUUUAGCAUCUGCAAACCUCGCUCGCCGAGACUUGACCUCCUCCUCAGCAGCCCACUCGAAUUCGGGCACCUUCCGAGAUGGGCGCUUCGAUCCAUACAAUGCUAUCAUAGCUGAUAUAACCUCCUCCUCGACGUCUUCGCCAUCGGGCGCCGCAACCAAAGGUCGUUUGAAAGGGUGGACAGCAGCCAUCAAGUCCAACAUUUGCAUCCGUGACCACCCAACCACAUGCUCGAGCGCGAUGCUGCAGCAUUUCAAGCCGACGUUUGAUGCUUCGGCCGUGUCUCUUCUCCGCCAAGCUGGUACGGACAUUCGCUAUAUUACCAAUUGCGAUGAGUUCGGCAUGGGUUCGAACAAUAUCCAUUCGGUGCAUGGACCCGUGCGCAAUCCAGCAUCUCCUCGAUCAGAAAGCGGACCCAUUUGGAACCUGGAAGAAGAGAGAGUGGCAGGAGGAAGCUCGGGAGGAUCCGCAGCAGUAGUCAAGGCAGGUUUGGUAAGGUUUGCGCUGGGAAGCGAUACAGGUGGCAGCGUCAGACUACCCGCAGCGUAUUGUGGCAUCGUCGGCCUCAAGCCAAGCUACGGCUUGGUCAGUCGUUGGGGGCUGGUUUCGUAUGCUGAUAGCCUGGACACAGUCGGUGUGCUAGCGAAAACGGUCGAGGAUGUCUCUGUUGUGCACAGCGUCCUCUCGCAAAACGAUCCACACGAUCCGACAAGCGCUAGUCAACAAGCUCGUGCAGCAGCAGCAACGACUGUCGAAACUUUGAUCAGCGCGCUACCUUCUUCAAACUCCUCACAGCCACUCAAGGGCCUUCGAGUCGGAGUGCCCAAGGAGUACUUCCCUGUCGAAUUGCAUCCACGAGUGCUACCGCCCUUCCGACGCGCAGUGGCUGGACUCGAAGAGCUUGGAGCUCAAGUUGUCCAGAUCACCCUGCCCAGUACGCCUUCUGCUCUCAGUGCCUACUACAUCAUCUCUUCAGCCGAGGCAAGCAGCAAUCUAGCGCGCUACGACGGCGUCGAAUAUGGGUUUCACACACCUAGCGCACCAGGCCACCAUGCAUAUGCAGCCACACGUACCACGGCCUUCGGAGACGAGGUGCGCAAACGUAUACUACUAGGUACGUUUGCUUUGACCGCUGAUGCGUAUGACAACUAUUUCCUCCAGGCAUCGCGCGUUCGAGCCCAGGUUCAGGAGGAUUUCGCGUCUGCUUUGCGGAUCCGCAAUGCUUCCACUAAGGAUGACAAGCUGACAGCGCGGGAUCAAGAAGGAGUCGACGUGAUCCUUCACCCUUCGGCCGUUGAUACCGCGCCAACGCUUGCUGCAGCCAUGCAACCUGGCGAACCCAGCGCCGCUGAGUAUGUCCAGGAUGUCUUGACUGUACCUGCGAGCUUGGCCGGGCUGCCAGCUUUGGCUGUACCGGCAGGGGCAGCAUCCGAUGACGGCUGGCCGGUCGGCGUGACGCUCGUAUCUCAGUGGGGAUGUGAUGAGGUGCUUCUACAUGUGGGUAAGCACCUCCAGACGCAGCUCGGCACAUAA
This is a messenger RNA of Mycosarcoma maydis (corn smut), 1620 nucleotides long. RefSeq lists its product as uncharacterized. Gene Ontology annotation, molecular function: glutaminyl-tRNA synthase (glutamine-hydrolyzing) activity. The record is from RefSeq and is a predicted model, not a curated record. The transcript has a single exon. NCBI's taxonomy places the organism in Eukaryota, Fungi, Basidiomycota, Ustilaginomycetes, Ustilaginales. The coding region runs from base 1 to 1620 and encodes 539 amino acids. Gene Ontology annotation, cellular component: glutamyl-tRNA(Gln) amidotransferase complex; mitochondrion. Gene Ontology annotation, biological process: glutaminyl-tRNAGln biosynthesis via transamidation; mitochondrial translation.